Laetiporus sulphureus 93-53 is the source of this 1990-nucleotide messenger RNA. RefSeq names its product FAD/NAD(P)-binding domain-containing protein. The coding region runs from base 290 to 1681 and encodes 463 amino acids. The record is from RefSeq and is a predicted model, not a curated record. Gene Ontology annotation, molecular function: FAD binding; monooxygenase activity. Gene Ontology annotation, biological process: secondary metabolite biosynthetic process. NCBI's taxonomy places the organism in Eukaryota, Fungi, Basidiomycota, Agaricomycetes, Polyporales, Laetiporaceae. The transcript is spliced from 9 exons.
CGUCGGUGAUCCUCGGCGCUUCUCCAGAUUCCCAUUGUUGUCUGGCUGUUACAUCUCGAUCAGUGCUGCUGAACAUUUGCGCCUAUGAUGGCUGCCAACGAUAUUCCACGAUCAGCAAAGAUGCACAAGCAGGCCCAGAAACGAGAGAACGCCAAUUACAUGCUCGCUACUCCACAUGGAAUACCAGAAAACCAAGACGCUUCUUGGAGCUAGCCGAUGGAUGACAAUCCCCGCACCAUAAAAAGGGCCCCCUUCGGUCUUGCGACUGCCCUCUGAUAUCUUCCUAGCUAUGGCUGGCUCAAGCACAGAUGCUCCUUUGAAUCUUGACUUUCUCAUUGUCGGCGGCGGAGUUGCUGGCCUGUCCGUCGCGUAUGUUUUGGCUGAAGCGGGGCAUCGCGUUCGUCUCUUCGAGAAACGUGGAGUCGGCAUACCAGCGGGUGGGCUCCGCAUACCUCCCAACCUCAGCAAAAUCCUCUCUCGGUGGGUAGGCCCUGAAGAGCUUGCUCGGACAUCCGUGCCUUGCGUGGGUACUCCUUUCCGCAAUCUCGAGACGGGAGAAGACGUCGGAUUUUUACAUUGGAGGCCCGACGUAAUGCGAGAAACAGGCGGCGAUUUCCUCCUUAUGCAUCAUGAAGACCUCCACCGAAUGCUGCACAAACUAGCGAAGAGUGCUGGAGUCCGUAUCGACUGUGGGACAAGCGUCGUCGCAGUACAUCAAGGCACGGGCAACUCUCCAAGUCCAAGCGUGUCGCUGUCGACCGGAGAACAAGUCACAGCAGACAUCGUCAUUGGUGCUGAUGGUCCGCGAAGCCUUGUACGGAAUGUUGUCGUAGGAGACGCGGAUGAUGCACAACCAGACUUCCUCACAGUAUAUACUACAACGAUUCCUGGUUCCGAAAUGAGGAAGGACCCGGAGCUGCUUAAGCUUCUGGAGUCUGACGAGUGGCCCAUCUGGAUGGGCUCACAUCGCAGUGUCUGUGCACAUCCAGUACGCGCGAAACAAGACUAUGCCAUGCACAUUUACUCGCACACGGGCGACAGCUCAUGUACAGGCGAAGACGAGACCUGGGAAGAGGAAGUCCCUGUGAGUAGCAUCAGCUUCGAUGAUCAUGCACCAAUAGUCAAAAAGCUCCUUGGCUUGGCCCCCUUUCUGUUAAGAACACGGCUUAAGAAAAGGUCACACGAAAUUGAAGACUGGGCGGAUGAGACAGGAAGAAUUGUACUUAUUGGCGAGGCGGCGCAUCCAUGGCAGCCUGGUGGAACUCAUGGACCCAGUAUUGCAGUAGAAGACGCGGUCGUCUUUGGGAGCCUAUUUUGUCGGCUUAGCACAUGGGAACAGGUACCAUCCUUUCUCAGCGCGUAUCAAGAACUACGGCAGAACCGAUGCAACGAAGUCAAAAAGUCUGACCUAUCGAAUGCGGUGAUGGUUGCGAUGCCCCCGGGGCCGGAGCGUGAUGCUCGCGAUGCGGACAUGCGCAAGAAGAACGCCGAUGAGUGGGAUGAGGGAACGAUGAAGCGUAACUUUGAGGAGAUGGCGUGGGUGUUUGGCUACGUUGCUCAGGACGACGCCGAUGAGUGGUGGGUCAAUUGGGGUCGGCUCAGCGAUUCGGUGAGAGGAUCUUUCGACGUCAAACAUUUGAGCGUGGCGCUAGAUAUGAAAACGGUCGAGUCAAAAGCAUAGCAUCUUCAUCGCAUGCAUAUCGGGUUAGGUGUAGGAUAUGAUUGCUUAGAUUUUGGAUGCGGACAUCGUCGAUUCAUUGCUGGGUGUAUAACUUCAUGGAAUGUAUGCUACAUAUCUUAAAGUACAAUAUGUUAUAUGCAUACGGGGCGUGAAAUAGAUAGGGGGAGACAUACAAUGCCAUCAUUCAUCGACUGGGUCAGCGGAGCGACUCGAGUUACAAUGGUCCAGCAUGCGAUGGAAACCCUCGGCAAGUAGCACCUGCUAGCAAGUUGCCCCCCCACCCCCGUAUGGAGUGUGGCUACUUGAGAG